Messenger RNA from Hyla sarda, 4528 nucleotides. Its product is annotated as clathrin heavy chain 1-like. Gene Ontology annotation, biological process: mitotic cell cycle; clathrin coat assembly; receptor-mediated endocytosis. The coding region runs from base 341 to 4528 and encodes 1395 amino acids. Gene Ontology annotation, molecular function: clathrin light chain binding; structural molecule activity. The transcript is spliced from 2 exons. Gene Ontology annotation, cellular component: spindle; clathrin-coated endocytic vesicle; extracellular exosome. The record is from RefSeq and is a predicted model, not a curated record. Lineage: Eukaryota; Metazoa; Chordata; Amphibia; Anura; Hylidae.
AUAGCGUUGUAAUCUGAGACCAGAAGUGAUAUCCAUCCGCCGGGCGUUGAGCGGCCAGCUCUGAAAGCUAAGAGGCGGUAUUCCUGCGCGUGGAGGGGGCGGGGCGCAGAGUGAGGGUGAAGCUGUCGUUCCGGAUUGCAGAGGCAGCUCCCCCGUUUCCGCCAUUGCGGCUCCUGCCCGAUAGUCAGCGAGGAACAGCCGGAGGACGCGUUCUCUUAGACAGGCGGCGCGCAGAGGACAUCUUACUGCCAUUCCCAGUACCUGAGAGAGCGAGGAACCUGCGAGAGGCGGGAGGUGACAGCCCGGGGACAAGAGAGAAGCCGUACAGCUCGGAACCGCCAUGGCUCAGAUACUACCCAUCCGCUUCCAGGAGCACCUGCAGCUCCAAAAUCUGGGAAUUAACCCAGCUAAUAUUGGCUUUAGUACACUUACAAUGGAGUCCGACAAGUUUAUCUGCAUCAGAGAGAAGGUUGGAGAACAAGCCCAAGUAGUUAUCAUUGAUAUGAAUGACCCCAGCAAUCCUAUCCGUAGGCCUAUAUCUGCUGAUAAUGCAAUCAUGAAUCCUGCCAGCAAAGUCAUAGCACUGAAAGCUGGAAAAACCCUGCAGAUCUUUAACAUUGAAAUGAAAAGUAAAAUGAAGGCUCACACCAUGACCGAUGAUGUCACCUUUUGGAAGUGGAUCUCUCUGAACACUGUUGCUCUAGUAACUGACAAUGCUGUAUAUCAUUGGAGCAUGGAGGGGGAAUCGCAGCCAGUAAAGAUGUUUGAUCGCCACUCCAGCUUGGCAGGAUGCCAGAUCAUUAACUACCGAACAGAUGCAAAACAAAAGUGGCUGCUUCUGACUGGAAUAUCUGCCCAGCAAAACAGAGUUGUUGGAGCAAUGCAGCUUUACUCCGUGGACAGGAAAGUGUCUCAACCUAUUGAAGGCCAUGCAGCUAGCUUUGCCCAGUUUAAAAUGGAGGGAAAUGCUGAAGAGUCAACAUUGUUCUGCUUUGCUGUAAGAGGCCAGGCUGGUGGAAAGUUGCAUAUCAUAGAAGUUGGAACACCACCCACUGGUAACCAGCCUUUCCCAAAGAAGGCAGUGGAUGUCUUCUUUCCCCCUGAAGCCCAGAAUGACUUUCCUGUGGCAAUGCAGAUCAGUGGAAAACAUGAUGUUGUCUUCUUAAUUACGAAGUAUGGUUACAUUCACCUCUAUGACCUGGAAACUGGCACCUGCAUUUAUAUGAACAGGAUUAGCGGGGAGACCAUUUUUGUCACUGCUCCACAUGAAGCCACUGCUGGGAUUAUUGGAGUGAACAGAAAGGGCCAGGUGCUGUCAGUCUGUGUAGAAGAAGAAAAUAUUAUACCAUAUAUCACCAAUGUUCUGCAGAACCCUGAUCUAGCCCUGCGCAUGGCUGUUCGUAACAAUCUUGCUGGAGCAGAAGAGCUGUUUGCUCGCAAAUUUAAUGCUCUCUUUGCCCAGGGAAAUUAUUCCGAAGCAGCAAAGGUGGCUGCAAAUGCACCAAAGGGUAUUCUUCGUACACCAGAAACAAUAAGGCGCUUUCAGAGUGUUCCUGCACAGCCAGGUCAGACCUCACCUUUGCUUCAGUAUUUCGGCAUUCUCUUGGACCAGGGUCAGCUGAAUAAAUAUGAGUCUCUGGAAUUAUGUAGACCUGUACUGCAGCAAGGUCGCAAGCAACUUCUUGAGAAGUGGCUAAAAGAAGACAAGUUGGAGUGUUCAGAAGAACUGGGAGAUUUGGUGAAGUCUGUGGAUCCUACUCUGGCUUUAAGUGUUUACUUGAGGGCUAAUGUUCCAAACAAGGUUAUUCAGUGUUUUGCAGAAACUGGGCAGGUUCAGAAGAUUGUCCUGUAUGCUAAGAAGGUUGGAUACACCCCUGAUUGGAUUUUCCUACUGAGAAAUGUCAUGAGAAUUAACCCAGAUCAAGGCCAACAGUUUGCUCAAAUGUUGGUUCAGGAUGAGGAGCCACUCGCUGAUAUCACACAGAUCGUGGAUGUGUUUAUGGAAUACAACCUUAUCCAGCAGUGUACUGCUUUUCUACUGGAUGCUCUCAAGAACAACCGUCCAAGUGAGGGUCCUUUGCAAACACGCUUGCUUGAAAUGAACCUCAUGCAUGCUCCUCAGGUGGCCGAUGCUAUCUUGGGCAACCAGAUGUUUACACACUAUGAUCGUGCUCACAUUGCCCAGCUUUGUGAGAAAGCUGGUCUGCUACAAAGAGCUCUAGAACACUUCACAGAUCUGUAUGAUAUCAAGAGAGCAGUUGUCCAUACUCACCUUCUCAAUCCAGAGUGGCUUGUUAAUUAUUUUGGCUCUCUGUCCGUUGAAGACUCUCUCGAGUGCUUGCGUGCAAUGCUUUCUGCAAACAUCCGUCAAAACCUUCAGAUAUGUGUACAAGUAGCCUCCAAAUACCAUGAGCAGCUUUCUACCCAGUCUCUGAUUGAACUUUUUGAAUCAUUCAAGAGUUUUGAAGGGCUGUUUUAUUUCCUGGGCUCUAUUGUUAACUUCAGCCAAGAUCCUGAUGUUCACUUCAAGUACAUUCAGGCAGCUUGCAAAACUGGUCAAAUAAAAGAAGUUGAGAGAAUUUGCAGAGAGAGUAACUGUUAUGAUCCAGAACGUGUGAAAAACUUCCUUAAGGAAGCUAAACUUACAGACCAGCUGCCACUCAUAAUUGUAUGUGACCGCUUUGACUUUGUCCAUGAUCUUGUCCUGUAUCUGUACAGAAAUAAUCUGCAGAAGUAUAUUGAGAUUUAUGUUCAGAAGGUUAACCCCAGCCGAUUGCCUGUGGUUAUUGGUGGUUUGCUUGAUGUGGAUUGCUCUGAGGAUGUGAUCAAGAACCUCAUCCUUGUGGUGAGAGGACAGUUCUCCACCGAUGAACUAGUUGCUGAAGUUGAAAAAAGGAACCGGUUAAAGUUACUUCUGCCAUGGCUGGAGUCUCGUAUCCAUGAGGGCUGUGAAGAGCCAGCCACACACAAUGCUUUGGCAAAGAUUUACAUCGACAGUAAUAACAACCCAGAGCGCUUCCUGCGUGAAAACCCAUAUUAUGACAGCCGUGUUGUUGGAAAGUAUUGUGAAAAGAGAGAUCCACAUCUGGCAUGUGUGGCAUAUGAGAGAGGACAGUGUGACUUGGAGCUCAUCAAUGUUUGCAAUGAAAACUCACUUUUUAAAAGCCUCUCAAGGUAUCUGGUACGCCGUAAGGAUCCUGAAUUGUGGGCCAGUGUACUGUUAGAAAGCAAUCCAUACAGAAGGCCUCUUAUUGAUCAGGUUGUCCAAACAGCAUUGUCAGAAACUCAAGAUCCUGAAGAAGUAUCUGUUACUGUAAAAGCUUUUAUGACUGCAGACCUUCCCAAUGAACUCAUUGAGCUAUUGGAAAAGAUUGUUUUGGAUAAUUCAGUUUUCAGUGAACACAGAAAUUUGCAGAACUUGCUGAUCCUGACUGCUAUUAAAGCUGAUCGCACCAGAGUUAUGGAAUAUAUUAAUCGAUUGGAUAACUAUGAUGCUCCAGAUAUUGCGAAUAUCGCCAUUAGUAAUGAGCUGUAUGAGGAGGCUUUUGCCAUUUUUAGGAAAUUUGACGUGAACACUUCUGCCAUACAGGUUUUGAUUGAGCACAUUGGAAAUUUGGACCGUGCUUAUGAAUUUGCUGAGCGAUGCAAUGAACCAGCUGUGUGGAGCCAACUGGCAAAGGCUCAGCUGCAGAAAGGAAUGGUCAAAGAAGCAAUUGACUCCUACAUUAAAGCAGAUGAUCCGUCUUCUUACAUGGAAGUUGUACAGGCUGCCAAUGCUAGUGGUAAUUGGGAGGAACUUGUUAAAUACCUGCAGAUGGCUCGAAAGAAGGCAAGGGAGUCCUAUGUAGAAACAGAGCUCAUCUUUGCUCUUGCUAAAACCAAUCGUCUUACAGAACUUGAGGAGUUUAUUAAUGGACCAAACAAUGCUCACAUUCAGCAAGUUGGUGACAGAUGCUAUGAUGAGAAAAUGUAUGAUGCUGCUAAGCUUCUCUACAAUAAUGUUUCAAAUUUUGGCCGUUUGGCAUCCACAUUGGUCCAUCUGGGAGAAUAUCAAGCUGCUGUGGAUGGAGCAAGGAAGGCAAACAGCACUCGCACCUGGAAAGAGGUUUGCUUUGCAUGUGUUGAUGGUAAGGAGUUCCGCCUUGCCCAAAUGUGUGGCCUUCACAUUGUGGUACAUGCAGAUGAAUUGGAGGAGCUAAUAAACUAUUAUCAGGAUCGUGGUUACUUUGAAGAGCUUAUCACCAUGCUUGAAGCAGCUCUGGGACUUGAGAGGGCACACAUGGGCAUGUUCACUGAGCUUGCUAUUCUCUAUUCUAAGUUCAAGAAAAUAUACUUCAUAAUAGUUUUUUCUUUGACAAUAGAAAUGGUUAAAAAAAUGACCGAGUGUAUGCAGAGGACUGAAAAAGAAGUCUAUGAAGCUUCAAAAAUUAAGACAGAAAGGUGGUAUCGUCCAAUCCCUGAGGAAGCUGUCUUGCACAGCAAUCCACAUGGGGUUUAUUCCCCCAAUCAGGAUUAUCAAAAGAACUAA